Molecule: messenger RNA, 865 nt
Organism: Mercurialis annua (annual mercury)
Lineage: Eukaryota; Viridiplantae; Streptophyta; Magnoliopsida; Malpighiales; Euphorbiaceae
Exons: 2
Coding region: 73-669 (198 amino acids)
Source: RefSeq, a predicted model, not a curated record
UUACCAGCAAAAAUCACUCAAAACACAAACAACACUUCAUUUCUCUACUUCCAUAUCUAAAAACUCUCCAUCAUGGCGGUGACGGCAGUAGCACCACCAUCUUCUGCCGCUAAUCUUCGACUACUCCACCAACAAUCCCACUCAUUCUCCUCCAGCCACCCCUUCUCCCGCUCAUUUCCCUCCAAAAAGCCACUCGAUAUCGUUCCCAUGGCUACCAAAAAUAAGGUGAAUAGGUACGAUGGAAACUGGGAGAAAAAAUGGUUCGGAGCAGGAGUAUUUUACGAGAGCACAGAAGAACAAGAAUUGGACGUGUUCAAGAAGCUAGAACAGAGAAAAGUACUGAGCAAAGUAGAAAAAGCAGGCGUUCUUUCAAAAGCAGAACAAUUAGGGUUCACUCUAUCCUCGUUAGAGAAACUGGGUCUGUUUUCUAAAGCUGAAGAGUUAGGUCUGUUGAGUUUGUUAGAGAAGACGGUCAGUCUUUCGCCUUCCGUGCUGGCAUCAGCUUCGCUUCCACUGUUAGUGGCAGCGCUGGCUGCGGUGGUGAUCAUACCGGACGACUCGACUGCUCUGGUGGCUGCGCAAGCUGUGUUGGCGGGUGCACUUGUUGUUGGUGCUGUUGGUUUGUAUGUUGGGUCUAUUGUGCUCGGUGGAUUGCAAGAAGCUGAAUGAAAUAUAUAUUUACUUUAACUUAAUUUUUGUUUUUGGGUUUUCAUUUCAGUAUCCUCCUGUGCAAAUUUGGUUAGGAGGAGAAUAAUGUUGGAUUGUAUAUUAGCAAGAAAAAAAAUCGAAAAUUGUUACAAUUAGGUAGAGGAUUUACGUAAUUACUUGUAUGAAUUAAUUAUGAUGGUUUGCUGUUGAUGAAUUA